GUAAAAAUAUAUCACCAAAAUGGACUGGCAAAAGUCCCUGAAGAAGAGCCGUUAAAAGACCCAUCGAGAAGAAAUAUAAAAGACGAAUCCAUUGCCUCGCCUUCUCUCCACCCGCCAUAAAAAACACUAUUCAUAAAAAAAUUGCAGAAUCACGUAGAAUAAACAAGGAGAAGUGGAAAUUAAAUUAAAUCAUCCGGAGGAGAUAAAAGUGUUUUCUCCACGAAAUAGUUGACAACAAACUGGCAUGUACUGUCUAAGUGUGGCAUGCAGAUGCGGUGGUACCGGGGACAAUGACGUUGGCGCGAGAUGAGACUGGAACUGGGAUACAACGGGAAUACGACAGCGAGAAGAGGAGGUGGUGGAGGAGACUGGGUGGUGCGGAGGAAGAAGCGCCACAGCCAUGUCAUGGGAGUCUGUCGCGUCCAAGGAUUACCUCGGGGGCUCUGGAAGCCAUCAGCUGUCUGCUACUGCUCUUCUGGGCAGCCCAGAUGGGUCGAGACAUCCAUUGGACGUUUACGAAUUCGCAGAGGAGGAUUACAGAUACCAAAAUGGCGAUGGUGCCUCUCAGUAUCACAACAGCCGGUCGGGCAUUGGAAUUUGGGAGUGCCUCAUGGGCUGCAGGCACAGACUCGAUCAGCAGUUGGCGAGGAGAAAGGUGGAGCAGGGCCUGAAGCUCUACCGUGCCCACAAGCAGCAGGCAGCAGUGAGAAAGUGGCGCGGAGCCCUGAAGUCCAUAAGACAUCGCGAUGACAAGUUUACCCUCCUCGGUUACCUCUACCAAGCCUACAUGGACUGGGGAAAAUACAGAGACAGUAUAGACUACGCCCACAGGCAGCUGUGCAUCUCAGAGGAGCUGGACUCACCGAAUAUGAGAGCAGAGGCUUAUUUGAAUUUGGCUAGGGCGCAUGAGAGACUUGGCGCACUUGAUAGAGCACUUGCAUAUGCAAGACACAGUCUUUACAACGAGUGCGAUCAGUGUGCAACCGCUGGAUUAGUGCAUUUGACGGUGGGCCGGGUCCACCUGGAGCUAGCUGGAUUCUGCAAAGCGCUGGAAGCUUUUCAGAGAGCUCACAAAAUUGCUCAUUCAAUUCAGGAUCCCUCAUUGGAACUUCAGGUCUACGUCGGGCUAUCCGAGCUGUUCUGUCGUCUCCAAGACGCCGACAAGAGUGCUAGAUACGCAGCGAGGGCCUACGACCUGUCUCGGAGUUUGCAGCUCGGUGAUUUAAACUCGAGACACCAUCGAGCUGCACUACUGCAGAUGGCAACUGCUCUCAGGAAGAAAGGAGAACUUGGUGAUGCUCACGAUUACUGCUCGGAAGCCACCAGAUUGUCUCUCGUUUCCGGCGAUCAGGCGAGCUACGCCAGGAGCAUUCGGAUAAUGGGUGACAUUUACAGAAAGAAGUCCGAUAUCAAUAAAGCAUUUCGUCAGUACGAGAGUGCAAUGGGUUCGGCAGCAGCAACAGGGGACCGUCUGUGCCAAAUGGAAGCAAUGGAUGGUGCUGCUAGGUGCCUGGAGGCCCUCAGACUCCAGCACAAGAUAUGUAACUGCAGGCCAUUGGAGUUUAACACACGACUUCUCGAAGUUGCGAGUUCCGUUGGUGCCAAGCUUCUAGUGAGGACGGUGCGAUGCCGACUAUCACGAAUCUACGGUUCUUUGGGGGAUGAGGAACAAAAAGGUCAUCACGAGAGAAUCGCUGCUGCUACUGAAGAGGACUUGGAGCUCAGAUGCGGCGGUUGUAAUGAACCUUUUGGCUUGGAGGCUGACUCCCUUGAGGCAUUACCUUGCUCACAUAUACUUCAUGCCAGAUGUGCUAACGACAUAUUGAAAAGGCGCGACAAGAAGAAAAAACGUCUCUGCCCAGAUUGCCACAAAUCCGUGAGCUCCCGUCUGUAUUUGCACUGCGAGGACCCGCACGACUUGAAUCAGAGUUCCUUGAGCUUGGCCUCGCUGCGCGCGAGUAGCCUGGCGACCCUGGAGGAUUGCCACGCAACAAGCAGUGUUUAAACAAAAAAAUUAAGUUUCACAAAACGCGACAUGAAAUAAAAAUCGGCUAAAAGGAUUGACUAAAACACGGAGUAUCGCGAUGGACUUUAAUCAAUUGUUACUACACGUGAUAUAAUAAUUAGGCUCAGUUAAUGAAUAAUAAAGUAUCAAUUUGCGCGAAUAUUGGUGAGUAUUUUCAAAUGAUAAACAAUGUUAUCGAAAUACCGCACAUAGAAUUUUGUUAUUUUCCGAUCGAUGCUGAUCCGUCUUAGAGCUUAUAACCUAAAGAAGAAUAAAUUCAACGAAUGAAAUCACGUGAAAUUCAUUAUUAGUAUCUUCGACAGAUAUAUUUUGGUGUAUCUGCACGCACAGCGAGAAAUUUUAUUCACUCAAGGGAACAACCGCGAAAAAAUUUCAUGGAAAAACUUCGCGAAUUCGCUAGAAAAU
Molecule: messenger RNA, 2431 nt
Organism: Diachasma alloeum
Lineage: Eukaryota; Metazoa; Arthropoda; Insecta; Hymenoptera; Braconidae
Product: 43 kDa receptor-associated protein of the synapse homolog
Biological process (GO): chemical synaptic transmission
Cellular component (GO): synapse
Molecular function (GO): acetylcholine receptor binding; protein-membrane adaptor activity
Source: RefSeq, a predicted model, not a curated record